Messenger RNA from Lolium perenne, 657 nucleotides. RefSeq names its product putative F-box protein At1g53550. The record is from RefSeq and is a predicted model, not a curated record. Gene Ontology annotation, molecular function: protein binding. Lineage: Eukaryota; Viridiplantae; Streptophyta; Magnoliopsida; Poales; Poaceae.
AUGGUGGUGCCGCAGCUACCAUCAGCGAGGAGGCCGGGGACCAAGCGGAGCAAGAACCAGCGGGACGCCUCGGCCUCGCUGCCGCCGUUACCAGAGGAGAUACUCAUCGAGAUCUUCGCCCGGCUACCAGCAAAGACCGUCGGCCGCUUCCGCUGCCUGUCGCGCUCGUGGGCCGGCGCGCUUUCGUCGGCAUCCUUCGUCGACCUCCACCACCAGCAAGCCAAUCAGCAGCAGGCAGGCCUUCCGCCCAAUAUCCUUUUCACGACGGCGCAGCGCUGCCUCCAGGCGUGGCGCGACGGCCGUCCGGUACUGCAUCCGCUGACGGGCGACGCCGCGCUCUCUCUUCUCCCGCAGCUAGACCACGACCGCGCUCUGCGCGUGCUCACCGCCAAGCCCUGCCACGGCCUCGUCCUGCUCCAGCGCUGGCCCUGGCAUGGCCACUACGUGUGCAACCCGAGCACCGGCGCGCUCUCGCCUCUUCCUGACACCAAGAUGCCGUCCAGGAUGUGCCAUCGGUACAUUCUGCUACCCAACACCUUCCUAAACUGCGUCUCCUACGGCCUGGGUUACAAUCCGGCUGCCAAGGAACACAAAGUCGUAAGGCUCUUCUACCUCGACGGAGGACGCUCCGCCGCUGCGGUCGAUCACUACCUGUGA